UAACUUUCACUUUAAAGUAUUCAAGCCUGACAUAACAUGCCUUUAACAUGCAAAUAACCUCAAAUAUUACAGCUAAGAAAAUGAAACAACCACCGUAUCCCAAUGUUUAAUUACCUAUGUAGAUAAACUGGUGAAAAUUACCAAAAAAUAAUCACUUUAAAAUGGUUAAGUUUUUUAAGAAAUUACUAAUAGAAAUCACUUUGUUCAUCGCGAUGGUUGCUCUGGCUGGACAUGUGACGGUUAAUUUUUGGGAACAAUACGUUGUCCAAGACAAUCUUUUGGAGAUGAAGGAGAGCUUAGAUCAUCUGAAGGUUACGGUAAACAACAUGGGAUACGCCUACGAUGAUUUACAAAGAGAUCUUAUAGAAUUAGCAAAAAUCAAUUCAAAAUCAUCAAAAUCAUCUAUACCCAGAGUGCUUACACAAGAACCAAUUUCUUGCAAGAAAAGAGGAGGGCUCGAUCAUAAAGUAUUAGAACAUUGGAAUCUACUCUUUGCACAAAAUAAUGAUAAAGCUCCUCGUGUAUUGAUUACUGAUAAAAAUGUUGGUAGUGCACCUGUACCUAGUAUGGCUUUAGUCAAAAAUGCUACGACUGCUACAAGACUUCCAUUGAAAGCAACUGCCGUAGGGUCAGAAACUGUAACGGAAUUCCAAAAUCUACAUGAAAACGAAUGCAUAUACAAAUGCAGGGCAAGAAACAGUGUCCGACGAUGCUACGAAGAUUGUGAAAGCACUAAUAAAAUCCAAAAGUUUUAGAUAAAAACUGUUUGGUAUUUAAUUUCUAUACUAUUUGAUUUUGGUUAGUCUAAGUUACGAGUAAGUUUGUCAUACUGUCUCAAUUUUCCUAUUAAAAAGUGGGUAGUUCAGAAAAAUAAAAUUACGUUGCACAAUG
Maniola jurtina (meadow brown) is the source of this 891-nucleotide messenger RNA. RefSeq lists its product as uncharacterized. The record is from RefSeq and is a predicted model, not a curated record. The transcript has 2 exons. Bases 162 to 755 code for a protein of 197 amino acids. Lineage: Eukaryota; Metazoa; Arthropoda; Insecta; Lepidoptera; Nymphalidae.